Molecule: messenger RNA, 1206 nt
Organism: Girardinichthys multiradiatus
Lineage: Eukaryota; Metazoa; Chordata; Actinopteri; Cyprinodontiformes; Goodeidae
Gene: ube2g2
Product: ubiquitin-conjugating enzyme E2G 2 (UBC7 homolog, yeast)
Exons: 6
Coding region: 133-630 (165 amino acids)
Cellular component (GO): endoplasmic reticulum; cytosol
Source: RefSeq, a predicted model, not a curated record
CCGCACCAGCAGGGGGCGCUGUCUGUUUUUACAGCGUGUGAAAAAGUCCUGAGCCUGGUCUUAUCGGUGUUGCUCGGAGCUGUUUGUUUUUAUUUCGUAGUUUUUCUUUACUGUUUGUGUUACGGAAACAAGAUGGCCGGCACCGCGUUAAAGAGGCUUAUGGCGGAAUACAAACAGCUGACCCUGAACCCACCUGAAGGCAUUGUUGCAGGUCCAGCCAACGAGGAGAACUUCUUCGAAUGGGAGGCGCUCAUUAUGGGUCCAGAGGACACGUGUUUUGAAGGAGGAGUGUUUCCCGCCGUCCUCAGCUUCCCCUCUGACUAUCCUCUCAGUCCUCCGAAGAUGAGGUUCACCUGCGACAUGUUUCACCCCAACAUUUAUCCAGAUGGCCGGGUUUGUAUCUCCAUCCUUCAUGCACCCGGUGACGACCCGAUGGGUUAUGAGAGCAGCGCAGAGAGGUGGAGUCCGGUCCAGAGCGUGGAGAAGAUCCUGCUGUCUGUGGUCAGCAUGCUGGCAGAACCAAACGAUGAGAGCGGUGCGAACGUUGAUGCGUCUAAAAUGUGGCGCGACGACAGAGAGCAGUUCUACAAACUGGCUCAGAAGAUCGUCCGCAAGUCGCUGGGCUUGUAGAGAUUAUGUCAUCACGCCGCUCUGUGUGUGUGUGUGUGUGUGUGUGUGUGUUCGCAUCUCGGAUACAGACUGUGGAGCAUCAACAUUGUUACCAUGGAAACCACCAACAAAUACACACACACUGAGCUGCAGUUGGAUAGAUCAAUGAACUGAUGGAUCAGAGAUUGAUCAGUUAUGGUCACAGUGGCAUCACCAGGGGAACCAACAGCAGCUUGUCAUAACCUCACUUCCUGUUUGUGUCUUCCUCCUCUCCUCCUCUCUCUCCCUGCUGUUGGCUCCACAUGGCUUCAGAUUGAAGUUUCUCAGCGAACUGUUUGCACUUUAUCUCCUCCUGGUGGUCACCAUGUCGGACUUCAGUUUGGUUUUUACAGCUGAGAUGAUGGAGUUCUGCAGUGAAGACUUGGUUUUCUUUCACGAGUAGUUAAUUAAAAACAGAAUAUUGAGCUCUUAGUUUCUCUGGUUUCUUAUUGAUCUCCUCUGUGAAACUAACAGCUUCACUUUGUUUCUGUUUCUGCUAUCAAACUGAUUUUAAAGCAUGUUGACACAAACUUAAUAAAACAAGUUUCUGUUUCAGGA